Molecule: messenger RNA, 4090 nt
Organism: Macrobrachium nipponense
Lineage: Eukaryota; Metazoa; Arthropoda; Malacostraca; Decapoda; Palaemonidae
Product: probable G-protein coupled receptor Mth-like 1
Exons: 10
Coding region: 970-3630 (886 amino acids)
Biological process (GO): G protein-coupled receptor signaling pathway; cell surface receptor signaling pathway
Cellular component (GO): membrane
Molecular function (GO): G protein-coupled receptor activity
Source: RefSeq, a predicted model, not a curated record
CCAGCAGGCACCAGGCUCAAGGCCUGUCAGGCGUCAGCCUGGUCAGUCCCAGUGGUCACUAGUCAUUCGCGUCAGUGGCAUGCUGUAGACUGUAACACUAAUACUCCGUUACUGUGAUCUAGAAUUUCUUCUUCCAGAAAAUGCUGUAAAAUGUCACCCUCCAUCCCUGUGUGAGGUUUACGAUUCAUUUAGGUUUCUACAUAGUGUAGCAAAGUUAGGAAAUGUUGACUUAGAGAGUGAUGAGCUGAACACUGACAAUGUACUUUUUUGGAGAAAUCGCAUGAAUCAAAGGAGCAUCAAAGGUGAAUUGAAGUACCCAAACCUUCGUAAAGUGAUUGGUUGUUUAAUGUGUCUGCCAUUUGCCAAUGCCCCAGUGGAAAGACUAUUCAGUGCUGUAAAUCGUAUCAAAAAUGAGUACAGAAACAAUCUCAAACGAGAAAGCCUUGUAGCCUACUUCAUGCAAAAGAAGGACAAGGUAUCACUGGAAAAAAUGCCCACCAACUGAACUUGAGUGACUUUCCCGAAUUAAUGAAAUUAGUUCGAAAUAUAAAGAGCAAUGCCACUGAUAGCGAAGCUCGUGAAAUCAUAGAAAGACAUAUGGAUAAUUAAGACAGAUUAAUUUAAUUCAUACUGAAUUGAUUUUUUUGUUCAUUUUGUUAAAAGUCCAACUUUAAGUUAUUUAUACCGAAGUCGUUAUUAUGGAUAUGAGUUUUUUUAUUUUUAUUUUACAAGAAGUUCAACUUUAAGUUAUUCAUUCAGAAGUGGUUACUUUGUUUGUGUGUUUUUUCUUCAUGUUCAAGCAGCAUAGCUCACUUAAUUGGCAACCAUCAAGAUACCAGAUUCAUUUCGUUUUCUUCAUGCAAUUGCUCCAACGCUGUAGGAGAGGGACCAGAUUUUCCACGGGUGGCUACAAGAAAGUGCUCUACAGCUUGCGCAGUAAGACCGUUUUUCCAUAACCAGUCUUCCAAAAUGUCAACUUCGUUCUUUUUCUUCAAAUACCUCCUCAUUGCCACAAACGUCCUCUCAUUAUCUUCUUUGCAAGAUUCCUGGACGACGAAAUCUCCUACAGAAGUCGUGGACUCCAACCUCACUACCAACGCUGCUACAUCGCUGGAUUCAUUGCUACUUUUCCCAACAGCAAUGGUGAUGGUAACAAAAUCUUCUGAUAUUUCAAAUAGGACGGAAUCCCUGCUCAUCCCAACUAUGACGUCAUUAACGAAAGAGACUCGUUCCCAAGUAAUCACUCCGGCAGAGGGAGAGGGUUCAGUCAGUCCUGCAACAACUAGAGAAGCUCUUCUGAUCAGUGCUACAGAGAAGGAGUCUUCCCUUGGUCCAACAGCAAAUGGAGGUCUUACAAUAAGUGCUACAGAAAGAGUGGCGUCACUUAGUCCAUCAACAGAAGAUGAAUCUCUCUUGAUCAGUGCUACAGGAAGAGAGACUUUCCUUAGUCAGGCAACAAAUGGAGAACCUCUUUUUGUCAGUGGCACACCCACACUGACAGAAACCCUUUCACAUAAUACAGAGUCGGUAGGAAUAGGAAAUCGUAGUGACAAUGACUUUCCAUCGUAUGAUGAAACAGAGACCGUUACAAAGAAACCUUUUGCCAUUGCCUCCUCCCCCACAAUUUCAACGACAGUGCUACCUUCCUGGAUAUCACAGACAGAGGAGAACCCAUUUCAGGUCACUUCUCACUUGCCAAAGCCGCAUCAACUAGAAAAGAAAAUACUUGCAUCAACUGCCCCCCACACAGAAGUGACAGUGCCAAAUGUCAUAGCUAAUAAGUGCUGUGAGAACAGCGAAUUCUUGAAUGGCACUGACUGUGUUGCCAAAACAAAUCCAUCUAGCUUCGACCCUCCUACAGGUGCCAAACAGGAUGCAGAAUCUGUUCGCUACAAUUUCAUUUGGGAAAAAAAUUUACCGAACUGCUCAAUAGAUUUUAAAUACAAAGUUAUCACGUAUCCUGGAAAAGACGGUUCUCUGAGAGCAGAAGGGCUUCAGAGCUACUUGAAUUGGGAUGAAUUAUCUUUGACCAGGCAGACCACUCAGUACUGUAUCGGUCAGCGGCACGAUGGCAAUUUCACGGCUAUCAUAUGCACGGCAGAUGAGGAGAAAAUGUGCAAGGGACGCACCUGUAUAAGGAAGUGCUGCGCCGAAGGGGAGGUGAAAAGUUCUGCCAAUUGCAAACGGGAAAACUGGAGUUUAAACCUAACCUUCCAUACUACUGAGGGGGCUGCUUCCGAGGCGCCCCUAGACCUUAAGGUGGCGCCGUUAUUCGACCUCCAUUGUCCGAACGGCUACACGGCGAAAUCUGGCGACGGUUUCCAUCUCCUUCAGAACGGCAAACUUUUCAUCAUACAGUCAGAAAAGACCAUUGACAACCAGAAAUUCUGCACGGAUUAUGACAUGAGAAAAAAGACCAACUUCGUCCGGUACUGCUUAGAAGGGCGUUCUCUCAUUCAGGAGUGGAAGGCCAUCCUCGCUCCCAUAGGGAUGAUCAUCUCCAUCCAUUGCCUGGCCUUCCUGAUUCUCCUCCACUUCUCCACGAAGAAGCUCAUGAACGUCCAAGGUUACUGCUUCCUCUCCUACUCGAUCUCGCUUCUGCUGGAGUACGUCGGGCUCAUCGUGAGUUACAAGUACUCGAAGCAAUUGCAUAAAACGCUUUGCAUUUUCAAUGGACUAUUCACUCAGUUUGCAAUACAUUCUGCAUUUUUCUGGCUCAGCGUCAUGUGCUUUGACAUCUGGAGAGUGGUCAGAUCCACAGUGAAACUUAUCCCUCUCAGGGGGAUCCUAGAGAACGACAUACAAAUAUUCCUCGUGUAUGCAGCCUACGCCUUUGGGUGUCCCUUGGUCAUCGCCCUGGUGACUCUCAUCAUGCAAUCUCUCCCGCCGGAGGCCUCCGACUGGAUGUUCAUCCCAGGUUUUGGAAAGGAGUCCUGUUGGUACGAAGAGAAGAUGGCGCAGUUCCUCUACCUUUACCUGGCCAUAGCGACGUUGAACAUCCUGAGUCUCUGCAUGUUGAGUCACGUGAUCUACCUACUGUGCCUAGCAGAGCCAGGAAUGGAGUGCUGCCAUCAGAAACGCAAGGCUCCACGAGCCUUCAACAGGAAGCAUCUCUCGUUAUUUCGUCAGAGACUGAGUCUCUUCGUCGUAAUGACCUUCUGCUGGUUCACGGAGGUGCUUUCCCUGAAGAUCCCUCCUAUGGAUGCCUGGGUCGUCACCGACCUCCUCAAUACACUUCAGGGAGUCAUCGUGUUCAUCAUCUUCUUACUGAGCAAGCAGAAGAGGCAGCUGGUGAAAGAGAGCUUGCAAGAGAUAUUUAAGAUGACACUGCAGAGAACCGACAGCAAUGCGACGGAGGAAUCAGCAAUGUCAAAUUCCCAGGAACCACCGGUGGAAAUGGCGAGUAUGCCCUCAGGGACACAAGUGUCCUUCGGUGGGAACACGAAUAACAGUCCCAUUCUGGAAUGCCCUGCUCAGGGGAAUGGCACAGAAGAGGGAUGCUAUGGUGGCAUAGUCAACGAAGGGCUCAGUCUUGAGGAGGAAGAAGGGAAAGGUGUCACUGGGGCAGAUGAGACAAAGGAAAUUGACAGCCACGUGCAGAGUUCCGGUCAUUGCAGACAGUGCUUCUAAAUGAUUGUGGUUUGUGUCUUUGUAUAGGUAAAGAUAACUGAGCUUAUGGGCACCUCAGUGGCGUGAUCGGUAUGGUCUUGGCCUGCCACCUUGGUAGCCGCGAUUUCGAUGUGUAUUUCUAGUGAUAGAGAUGUGUAUUUCUAGUGAUAGAAGUUCACUCUCGACGUGUUUCGGAAGUCGCGUAAAGCCGUUGGUCCCGCUGCUGAAUAGCCAUUGGUUCCAUGCAACGUAAAAACACCAUACUAACAAAAAACCAAAACUAAAACAAACUGGGCUUAUGACAAGAUCCUUGCCAUGCUUUAGGAUGAUAGUUUAAGGUAUAUUAUGUGGUGAUUGAACUAUCAAAAGAGGCAGUUAUAAGCGAUUUUAGAGGGAGUGUCAAUAUUCGCAGAUUUUAGCUAAUCGCUGGUGGUUCUGGUCCCCAUCCUCCGCAAAUACUGGGGUCGACUACUAAUAUAUA